This is a messenger RNA of Rattus norvegicus (Norway rat), 9581 nucleotides long. The record is from RefSeq and is a predicted model, not a curated record. NCBI's taxonomy places the organism in Eukaryota, Metazoa, Chordata, Mammalia, Rodentia, Muridae.
AGAUUGUAGUUGUGCUCAAAGAAGAAACAAAAGGAAAGAAAAUGAGAUUAAGGGAUCCUCCCCGCCCCCAUCCUUUUUUCCCUCCUAUUUAGUGAUGGCAGGUAGUGAAACUGGGGGUAUGAAGAGUGGGAAAAAGAACCCACAAAGUAUCUAAGAUUGGAUAUCUACAUGAUCCUUCGUCUUGUUCAUCCUGGUUCUUCUAGGGACUGGGAGCACAUUCUCUGAUGGCCUGUGGCUCUGUGGUUCACUUUGAGCAGGCAGUGUUUGCUCAGGCCCCAGAAGCAGCUGACUCAUCCUGAGAGAGGAGUAUCACUUGAGUCUUGGAGGUUUUGUACUCGUGACGAUGUUUCCAGAGAGCCUUCCACUAUGCACUGCUAUCAUGAACAACAGACAUUUAUCAGACUCUUGGGGGUAACCAGGAAUCGGGUCGAAGCUCCGUAAAUAGUCCCUCUUUUAAUUCUUGCAAUGGCGGGAAAGCUGAGAUUUAGAAUUCAAACAACUUGCCCCAGACCUUUACCAUUCCUGUUUCCAUCUAAGAAGGACACAUCAGUCCUGCAAGGUUGAAGGGGACAGUGAAGGGUAUUAGAUGUGUCUACUGUCACAAAGGCACACCAACAGAGGAUCACAGAGAUGUGAGAGAUUUGGGGAGGAUCCUCAUGGCUCAUUCCUUGAGCACCAAAUGCUUGGUGCUUACCUAGUGCUCCGCUCUCCCAUGGCGGCCUUCUUGAUUGGGGCGACAGUGUGGAGUGAGGCAGUGGGACAGUCAGAAACCUCCAGCUAAGAAAGUUCUGAGUUGAGGGACUUCGCCCUCAGCUUAGGUGCACCCUGCUUUUCACUAUCCCUCUCUAAUGCCCCAGUUUUGUUAAUAAAUGCUCUUCUAACUCAGAUGAUCAUCCAAGUCACCUAGAGGACCUGUCAGGAGUUACCACAGAUUCUGGCCUUAGAGCUCAAGCCCCUGAAUGAUUACGAGACAUGGUGCAAUUUGUAAACCACUGCCUUCGUCCGAUGUCCCCCAAGGUGUAUUCCACAGAACAGUAGGUUGGUGGGGUGCUGGAUAGGUGUUAUAUAAGACUCUCCAAGACGGCUGGGGAUUUAGCUCAGUGGUAGAGUGCUUACCUAGGAAGCGCAAAGCCCUGGGUUCGGUCCCCAGCUCCGAAAAAAAAAAAAAAAAAAAAAGAAAAAAAAAAGGGGUUGGGGAUUUAGCUCAGCGGUAGAGCGCUUGCCUAGGAAGCACAAGGCCCUGGGUUCGGUCCCCAGCUCCGAAAAAAAAAAAAAAAAAAAAAAAAAAAGACUCUCCAAGACUAGUGAGCUGGUGUUUCAGGGUGUGAUUCCCGUGUACCUGUGCACUGGGCUCCUCAAGGAACCUUUGACAACUUUUCUAUUAGGCGAAAACCCUUUGUGUCCUUCUCAAGAGCAAGGCUCAGACAUAAUUAGUCUGUAAAGAUCCCAAUGAGAUGCCAGGGGGUGGCCCAGUUGCCACUCACUGGGUUAGACUGGCCUUUUUCAGUUACACAACUUCUCCAGUUGGGCCUCCAGUGCCCCAACAUACAUUACAGAUCUCUGAAAGGAGAGAUGGAUAGUUUUCUCGGCUUGAGCAUCAGAGAUCCAGGAGAGAAAAGAAGACGUGGGCAGAGAAGGACAGAAAACCCAGCUGUGGAUAGAGUAGGUCCUGCUGAGAGGAGACCAGGGUAAUCGGGGUGAAAGUUACAAGUGGGCAGAAUUCUGGACUCGAAUGAGCACGAACUUUUUUUCUAAAACAAUCUGAGAAUUGGAGAUAACUCUGUCUUUCUGAUACUUUUAGGCUAAGUAGCCUUUUGUAGUAAAAUCGGGGUCACAUGAAUUGAAGAUGUAGCUUCCAUCCUUCUGCUUAAAGUCAGGUGGAGGCUCCUUACCCCAUCCCCAACUCGUGCUCAAAGCCUGACAAGAGACACCUGAACUUUUAUAAGCACUCCCAACCCCGGCCUUUUUGUGUCCAGUGCUAUCAGAUGCAGGUUCACUUGGAAAUUAGAGACAUUGUGGUAGCAGUACCACAGUAGAACUACAUUUAGUUUCCCUCUUGUGUUUUGAGAUCCAAAAGGAGGUACUACGCUAGACCUAGCAUUAGCGUGACAUAAUGCCUUCCGUCAAUAACCUAAGUGUCUAGGGGAGCAGGAUUUUGGCUCACAGUUGUAUGGUUCAAUCUACACUGCUUGUCUUUGUUGCUCUGGGCUCGUGGUGAGGUGGAGCACCAUGGCUGCAGGAGCAUGGUGAGGUGGAUCACCAUGGCUGGAGGAGCAGGUGAGGUGGAGCACCAUAGCUGGAGGAGCAGGUGAGGUGGAGCACCAUGGCUGCAGGAGCAUGGUGAGGUGGAUCACCAUGGCUGCAGGAGUAUGGUGAGGUAGAGCAUCAUGGCAGCAGGAGCAUGUGGCAGAGGCUGCUCACAUCAUGUCAGGCAGGAAGCAGAAAGAAAGGGAACGUAGGUCAAGACCAGGGCAAGACACUGACCUGAGGCUAUGUAUACACCCAGUAGUCUACUUACCUUACAGACCCUACCUCCUACUAUUCCUCUAUAGUACGACCGUAUUGUGAAUUUACCAAGGAAUAAGCUAUUUAGUAGGUCACAUUCCUCAGGACCCAUUUGCUUUCCAAGAGCCCACAUGUUGGCAACCAAGCCGCACACAUUAGCCUGUGGGGAACGCGUCAUGUGCACAACAAAUGCCGCUGACAGUUUUCCCGUAAGCCCCACUUAAUGUGCGUGUGCACUUGGUUUAAAGCCACUGUAGGAGCUGGCAGAUCUGUAGAACCACUCUCCAUCGUGGUUAUCAUUCCCCGUGUUAUAGUCACACAUGACACUCCAGUCACACGGGUGCUCUCUGAACCAUCAUCAAGUGUGACUCAGCCCUGCUGUCUUCACUAUUUCCUGAAUACUCCUCUGCCUACCUUGGGCAUGGACAGCUUCUUUUCUCUCAAGCCUUAUUUUCAAUGGCCCCUCCUCAGGGUGGUCUUUCGUGUCCACUUCCACUAAAGCCACACUCGAUCGCUCUUUGGGUCCUUUUCAAUUCUCUGAGUAGGCCUUCCCACUGUCAUAUUUUUCUUGCUUGUUUAUCUAUGGCCUUCUUCCUCCAGCAGGGAGAAAGGGGGUCAUCACAGGAGAAAGGCUCUGUGACUGUGCCGAAGGAUGGCACAGGCCAAGAUUUAUCUGGAACUUAAGCCAAGAAUGCUCAUCUGGGUUGAACUGUCAGUCACUCACAAUGCCAAGCUUUAAACCCUCCGCUCUUGUGGCCCCAGCUUGAGGUUCCUUGCACCAUGCCAGGCUGCCCCUCGUCCUUGAGAGGCUGGCGGUUUAGAUCUGAGGUCUGCUGGGGUGUCCGCUCACUCUGGAAUGAGAAGGAGAGAAGACUGGCAUUUUCUGCUCUGUUUCACAGCCAGCCAAUAAUGGGAGGUUGGAUAAAUUCCAGACUCUAAAAGAAUUCAGGCAGGCCCCGCUGAAAAUUGGAAAAGUCUGUGGUCAGAAAUUCACAGUAGGUCGAUGCAGCCUACAGAAAUUCUUGCCUGGGUAGCAUAAUUAAAGCCUAGAAUGUUAGGAUGGUUGUCAGGGCUACUGCGCCUGUGCGGGGGGAACGUCUUUCAGCUUCCUAUCUACCAUUUACCAAGGUAUCAGAGUGUGAUGUCAGGACCUGAUUCCCAGCACUGGAAACAUUCAGCUCAUAGAGAGCUUGCUGAGUAAACAUGAGGCCCUGGGUUCGUGUCCCAUAAACUGGGCAUAGUGGUGCAUAGUUAUAAUCCAACCAUUCCAGGACUGCUGGGAGGAAGAUCAGAAGUUCAGGGUAACCCUUGGCUACAUAGAAUGAGGCCAGCCCGGACUACAUGCAUAAAUAAAUACCCAUUAUACCCAAAAUAAUCAAUAUACGGAGGUAUCAACCUCUGCUUCCUCCCUUCUUUCUACCAAGCCCCUGUCAGGAGCUAGACUCAACCUGUUUCUGUUAGCACAUCCUAGACAUCAAGCUAUCUGGGCUUUUCCUUAGCUUUUCUAGCAAAAGAGACAUCAGAAACAAGCAGGAAUCUUUAAGGUCCUGUAACCCCAUGAAGAGCAGCGUUUCCCCUCUAUAGGAGUUUCAUUAGGUGUUUGUGUUGUGAAGCCAUCAUCUGCUCCUGUUGCUUCUUUACCCUUACCCGAAGCUACUCACCUGCAGGUGACCGGGAUGUAGCUGUUUGCCUGGCCCAGGCAGGUGUCCAUUUCUUCCUUGUUGUCCCCCACGGUCUCUCUAAGCAAGGCUGUUCCUGUUGCCUUUCUGCUGAGCUCGGUACUGCUAACGGGGAAGCAACUUGAGCAUUAAGAGUGCCUAGGAAAUUAGCAAUUGAUUUUCCUCCCUGCCAGUGUCUCCCUCAUCCCCCACCCUGUCACCAAAAUGACAUCGCUGUACUUGUGCUGCCAGGAGGUUUCCUCGUGCACACGUGCGUGCAUGGACCCACUCAGCCAAGUGUGGAUCCACAGCGAAGAGCCUUUGAGUCGAAACAAAGCCACCUUUGCCGCCAACUGACCUUGAAUCCUGUCUUAGUGUCGACUGUGACGUAACAAAAUGCCACAAACUGGGAAGGUUCAAAAAGAAGUUGGUUUGGAAGUGUUAGUCUCCCUUUUGUCAGCACUCCUUAGUGUUGUAGGAGGGAAGCCUGUGAGGGGCGUGCCUGACAGGUAUAAACACCCACUUUUCCUAUAGGUCUGCCCCAUCGCCCCAUCCAUAGAGACAGUUCUAGAAGUUCUUCAUCCCGCCUCAGCCUCAAGAGACCUUGCCCAGGAUGGUGAGGGCAGAGAAAAUGAGUACCUGCCUAUUCGAAGUCAUCCCAGGCCAGCAUCCUUCCUAUGUUGGGCCUGUUCAACCCACUGAUCCCUCUCAGAAGUGAAACUGACAGAUACAGUUCCCAGGCCCUGAACAGAAGGGGCACGAUGACAAUAGAGCCAUAGCAGCUGACAGCAGUGGCCUGUGGGAGCCUAGAAACCAAGCAGCAAGAAGAGACUUGGCCGGAUACAGAGCUGGCGGAAGCACCUGUCCCCAAUCUGAAGUCCCCUCCUGUGACCCCGGACCACACUAGCCACUUCUCUAAGGCUUGGAUACGCAGAUAGAGAUUGAUGGCAUUGAUUUGAAAUAGCUGUUUCCCAGCCUUUUAAAUACAAGUAGGGCUGCUUUAAAGAUCCUUCCCAGAAUCCCCUUCUGUGGGACUCGGGUGCCUAUGAGAGUACAGUAGCCUCCCUAGGAGAGGCCCCAGCCUCUGUGCUUGCCCAGGUAACAGAUGGCCUGAUAAUUUGAUGCAAUUAAAAGGAGCAGGUUGCUGGAAUUUAAUUAAGAAACAAAAACACUUUGAGGGCACUUGCUUUCAGACAGGGAACGGAGGACCAAGCAAGCCUUAUCACCAAGGUGCACGCCUAGCAAGACCCAGGGGAAGCACGGAUGUCGAAUGGGGCCCGUAGGGCCGUGUGCAGUGGCCAUAAGGGUGUGCUGAGCCUUCCAGAGAGCUUGAACCUGCACCGAGACCCACAGCGCCCCAGCAAGCCGGGAGAGCUACCCAUGUUCAGCCAGUCGGAGCUGAGGACUAUCGAGCAGUCCCUGCUGGCCACACGGGUGGGCAGCAUCGCCGAGCUCAGUGAUCUUGUGUCCCGGGCGAUGCACCAUCUACAGCCCCUCAAUGUGAAACACCAUGGCAAUGGUACUCCCCUGCACCACAAGCAGGGGGCGCUCUACUGGGAGCCGGAGGCCCUGUACACGCUCUGCUACUUCAUGCACUGCCCGCAAAUGGAGUGGGAAAAUCCCAACGUGGAACCUUCCAAGGUCAACCUCCAGGUGGAAAGGCCCUUCCUCGUGCUGCCCCCUCUGAUGGAGUGGAUCCGAGUGGCCGUGGCGCACGCUGGCCACCGCCGCAGCUUUUCUAUGGACAGCGACGAUGUCCGCCAAGCCGCCAGGCUUCUGUUGCCUGGAGUGGACUGCGAGCCGCGCCAGCUCAAGGCGGACGACUGCUUUUGCGCUUCUCGGAAGCUGGACGCAGUGGCCAUCGAAGCCAAGUUCAAGCAGGACUUGGGCUUCCGGAUGCUGAACUGUGGACGGACCGACCUGGUGAAGCAGGCAGUGUCUUUGCUGGGGCCGGAUGGAAUCAACACCAUGAGCGAACAGGGCAUGACCCCCUUGAUGUACGCCUGCGUCCGUGGGGACGAGGCGAUGGUGCAGAUGCUGCUGGAUGCCGGAGCUGACCUGAAUGUGGAGGUUGUCAGUUCUCCUCAUAAAUAUCCAUCCGUCCACCCCGAGACCCGCCAUUGGACGGCUCUGACUUUUGCUGUGUUACAUGGACAUAUUCCUGUAGUUCAGCUCCUCCUGGACGCUGGGGCCAAGGUGGAAGGCUCGGUGGAACAUGGCGAGGAGAACUAUUCAGAAACUCCUCUCCAACUCGCAGCGGCUGUUGGAAAUUUUGAGCUGGUUAGCUUGCUGUUGGAGCGUGGUGCGGAUCCCCUGAUAGGAACCAUGUACAGGAAUGGAAUUUCCACAACCCCCCAGGGUGAUAUGAACUCUUUCAGCCAGGCCGCAGCCCAUGGACACAGGAAUGUGUUCCGCAAACUCCUCGCUCAGCCAGAGAAGGAGAAGAGUGAUAUCCUGUCCCUGGAGGAGAUUCUGGCUGAGGGGACUGACCUGGCAGAAACAGCCCCGCCCCCCUUGUGUGCCAGCCGCAACAGCAAGGCCAAACUGAGGGCCCUGAGGGAGGCCAUGUAUCACAGCGCUGAGCACGGCUACGUGGAUGUCACAAUUGAUAUCAGGAGUAUAGGUGUCCCCUGGACUCUGCACACGUGGCUGGAGUCACUCCGGAUUGCUUUCCAGCAGCACCGCAGGCCCCUCAUCCAGUGUUUGCUCAAGGAGUUCAAGACUAUUCAAGAAGAGGAGUACACAGAGGAGCUCGUCACCCAAGGCCUGCCCCUGAUGUUCGAGAUCUUAAAAGCAAGCAAGAAUGAAGUGAUCAGCCAGCAGCUGUGCGUCAUCUUCACACACUGUUAUGGUCCCUACCCCAUUCCCAAGCUCACAGAGAUCAAGAGGAAGCAGACGUCACGCCUGGACCCUCAUUUUCUGAACAAUAAAGAGAUGUCUGACGUGACCUUUCUGGUAGAGGGGAGGCCUUUCUACGCUCACAAAGUGCUGUUGUUUACAGCCUCUCCCAGGUUCAAGGCCCUCCUCUCCAGCAAGCCAACGAACGACAGCACCUGCGUAGAGAUUGGCUACGUGAAGUACCCCAUUUUCCAGCUGGUCAUGCAGUAUCUCUACUACGGUGGCCCAGAGUCACUUCUCAUUAAAAACAAUGAGAUCAUGGAGCUUCUGUCUGCCGCUAAGUUUUUCCAGCUGGAGGCUCUGCAGCGACACUGUGAGAUUAUCUGUGCAAAAAGCGUCAAUACUGACAACUGUGUGGAUAUCUACAGCCAUGCCAAGUUCCUUGGGGUGACGGAGCUCUCAGCAUACUGUGAAGGCUACUUUCUUAAAAAUAUGAUGGUCCUCAUUGAAAAUGAAGCAUUCAAGCAGCUCCUGUAUGACAAAAAUGGCGAAGGGACCGGCCAGGAUGUGCUUCAGGACUUACAGAGGACGUUGGCCAUUAGGAUUCAGUCCAUCCACCUGUCGUCUUCCAAGGGUUCUGUGGUAUGAAACCGCCCCAUGUGGCAACGCUUCCCAGGAGCAAGGUUUCUGGUUCCCUCCCGCAUUGGCACCACAAAAACAUACAAAUUGUUCCUGGUGUCUGUCUGUACUGGGCCAAGGAGCUGCCUCCACUGCCUCAGCUACUCUCAGGUCAGUGAACUUGGCUUCCGUGUGCUCCUGAGUGAAGAACCUUCCACGAGUCUGCAGGUGAGAUUGUAGCAGAGGCCAGAACCCGCAGGCCAACUCACAGCAGCCAAGCCACCUCCAGUGCCCAGGAGCCAUGGACACCUGCUGCCGAGGACCAUGAUCGAACAGAUGGACCAAGGCUUAAAGAUCCCUCUGCUUCCUGGUUGACUGAUGAAAAACUGAAAGUAUGACCUUGAAAAGCAUCACGUCACACACGAAUGACCUUGGAGGCUGUACUUGUUCAUGCAUCAGCCGUGGUGGCUAGUUGUUGAUGCUGUUGCCCGGCAUGAGGAAAUCACAUGACCAGUUUUUAGGGGUGGGAACUUUUUAAAAAUGUUCAUGUAUAGCAAACACAGAGCAGUCUCGUAGUUUCGAAUAUAUUUCUAAAAGCUUAACAGUUCAUUUUCAACCGAAUUGUGUUUAGGGAAUCUGUGUUUGGGGUUCUUUUCAUUUUGUAGACAGUGAGUUGCAGGUCCAUGCCGUGUAAACUUGCAUCCGACAAAUUCCUGCUGAUACUAUACAAGGUCACAUAUUCCUGCCUUAGUGAUUUGAUCAUGGUUCCACAAAAGAGGUGCACUGCCAGUUAUCUCUGAUUAUCUCGAAUCCAGUAGUUGACAAUAACCUGCAUGCUGAUCGUGGUUGUGGGGUGAGACUAGGGCACCCCCACAUAACAGAACAUGCAUUUGCAUGGACCAAACCUGUACAACAUCAUGUCUGUGCUUGGGUUUCUUUUGCCAAAGUAAGAUAUGUUCUCUCGCUUCUGCUAAAAGCCCAUUUGGUGAAACAAACAUAUCUGUUUCUUUUCCUGAUCAUGAAUGGCUCUGGGGAUAGUUUUUGCAGAAACAUGUUCAUUUCUGAUACCGAAGGGGGGGUGGGGGAGCACGUCAGAGAAUCUACUAUUAAUCUCAGAGCUUUAUCUGUAUUCUCAGAAGAUGUUCAUAGUUUGUUACUAGCCAAAGAGUAUGACUAUGUUAGAUUAUUUUUAAAGAGGAAAAGUGUAAGAUAGGUCUGACACUUUCUGGAUCCUGAGAGUGUGCAGUCUACAAUUAUCUAUGAUGAAAGUUUAUAUUGACAGGGUUAUGUUUACUCUGCCAUAUAAUAUAUAUACAUAUAUGUAUAUAUAUGCAAAACAUUGGUAAAGUGCCACAAUACUCCAAAUAAUUCUUGAGUUGCGGCCUUUUUUUUUCCUCCUUUUUUAUUUUUAAUCCUAGAUACAUUAAGGUAAAAGCCAGGAGAAUGGCUUUUGUCUUUUGGGAUGGCCAAGUUUCGUUGAUAAACCCAUUUCCUAGCAUGAUUUUUGGGAAGUUGCGCCAAACCCUAGAGUCUAAAGGAACUUGUAUCCUUUGCCUGUUGUCCUACUUCCUCAACACCUGUCAAGGACCCAUGUCAAGUCUUGUUUCACGGGUGUGGUGUGCAAGGUACCCAGCUCGAGUCUGUCUGGGGCGUCAACUCCUUUGUGAUGCAAGUCCCUGGGGCCUCUCUCCUCCAUGUAGUCAUCCAUGAGCCGACCCAGCCCUACCAUCAAGUGAGGAUGUGAACAGCUGCUUGAGGUGACAACCAAGUCACAGACACACAAGGGUGACACACUGUUGCUUGCCUUCAGGGAUACUGCUCUCUAACCUAGCUGGUUCUCUGUGGAUGUCUCACCGUCUCUGGACCUCCAGGUGUUGAUCUGUACAUUGGUAACUCCCGCCUAGACUUCUGUUCAGUUUGGUGUGCUUUCUCUGCCAUUAAAAAAAAAAAUUAUUUCCCACA